Molecule: messenger RNA, 965 nt
Organism: Oenanthe melanoleuca
Lineage: Eukaryota; Metazoa; Chordata; Aves; Passeriformes; Muscicapidae
Product: liprin-alpha-3-like
Exons: 9
Coding region: 15-830 (271 amino acids)
Biological process (GO): synapse organization
Cellular component (GO): presynaptic active zone
Molecular function (GO): protein binding
Source: RefSeq, a predicted model, not a curated record
CGGGGAACGUGUGGAUGACGCACGAGGAGAUGGAGUCGCUGCCGGCCACGCCCAACGCGGAACCGCGGGAAAUCAGCUGGGAACAGAUCCUGGCGCACGGGGACAUGAACCACGAGUGGGUGGGGAACGAGUGGCUGCCCAGCCUGGGGCUGCCCCAGUACCGCAGCUACUUCAUGGAGUCGCUGGUGGACGCGCGGAUGCUCGACCACCUCAGCAAGAAGGAGCUGCGGGGGCAGCUCAAGAUGGUGGAUUCCUUCCACAGGGUGAGCCUCCACUACGGCAUCAUGUGCCUGAAGCGGCUCAACUACGACCGGAAGGAGCUGGAGCGGCGGCGGGAGGAGAGUCAGGGGGGCACGGCCGACGUGGUGGUGUGGUCCAACGAGCGGGUCAGCGCCUGGGUCAGCAGCGUGGGGCUGCGCGAGUUCGCGCCCAACCUGAGCGAGUCGGGCGUGCACGGGGCGCUGCUCGCGCUCGACGACACCUUCGACUGGAGCGACCUCGCGCUGCUGCUGCAGAUCCCCACCCAGAACACCCAGGCGCGGCAGCUGCUGGAGCAGGAGUUCAGCGCGCUCAUCGCGGCCGGGACCGAGCGGCGCCUCGAUGAGGACGCCCCCAGACCCUUCAGCCGCUCCCCCUCCUGGCGGAAGCUGUUCCGGGAGAAGGAGCUGCGGGGGGGCGGCCCCGACGCCGCCGAGAUGUUGCCCCCCAAUUUUCGGGGGGGGCCCCUGGGGACGCCGCCCCUCCCCCUCCGCAAGGUCCAGCCCGACGGGAACUCGCUGCCCCCCCCGCGGGGGGAUGGGGGGGUCUCGGUCCGGACCUACUCCUGUUAACGGGACCUGAUGGAUGAAGCCUAAAAAUGGGGGAGGGGGAACCCCCAAAUUCCCCCCCCCAAAAAAAAAUUUUUGGGGACCCCCCCCCCAAAAUUUGCUGAGCCCUUGUGGGGGAGGGGCUCUGGCUCUGCUGCU